AUGGUGUCCCCGAUGGAAUCAACUUUUUUCUCUAUUAGUAAUAAGCCUUCUUCGGAUACUCAUUUAAAUGUUUCCCUCGGUGAUCCUAGUCUUUCUCAUUGUAAUAGCGAGCGAGGAAAGCGUUUGCACUUAGCACAGAUAAAUGCGAGAUCACUUCUUCCUAAAAUAAGUGUAAUUACAGACAUCAUCCAUCUGUAUAACAUCGAUAUUCUUGUGAUCUCAGAAACUUGGCUACGUCCAGAUGUCCCCGACUCUGCGAUAUUAAUUAAGGAUUUUAAUCUAGAACGGGCUGAUCGUAAAAGCCACAAGGUGACGAGAGGUGGUGGGGUCGCGAUUUAUAUUAAAGAUGAUCUUAGCUACGAGUCUGUAUAUAAUAACCAGACCCCAUUUUUAACUGAUGUACCCGAUGACAUCCCAGUGGACCUAUGCUUAGUUAUACUUAAAUUUAAGAAAACAGGUCUCGCAAUUAUAGGAGUUUAUAGAAGUCCAAAUGUGGCGCUAUCUUGGGAAAGUGAUUUGGAAGAGGCCUUGACUCAUGCCAUCUGUGAAUCAAAUCACAUGGUUUGCCUGGGAGAUUUUAAUAUCAAUGCGGCGGACAUCUCACACACAUGCUGGCCUAGGUUACUUCACAUAUCACGCUCUCUAUCGCUCAGGCAGGUUAUCAAAGAACCGACCCGCUCGGACUCGAUUUUAGACCUUAUCUUUGUAAGCGACGAUCUCCUCCUUUUAGAUUCGGGAGUGGCCAAGCUAUCAAGAGAAUUCGACCAUGACUUGAUUUUCUGCGACAUAAACCUAGAUCUAUCUACGAGACCGAGUGUAUACCGCGUAGGUAGGGACUUUAAGCGAGUAGAUCAAACAGCAUUCAACGAGGCAGCUAGUCAGGCGGACUGGGCCAGUAUAUUAAACCUCUCUUCAUUAGACGAGAAGGUGGACCGAUUUUCUCAAAUAACGUUAAACCUUAUUAACAGGUUCUGCCCGCUACGUCGCUUUAGAAUAGCUAGACCCAGGCCGCCUUGGUUCUCCGACAAUGUAAAGAUAAUUGCUCGGGCCAGGGACAUAGCUCGUUCAAAAUGGCGCACUUCAAAAACUGUCAUUGAUAGAGAUAAAUAUGUGCUUCUCCGUAACUUCGCAACUAGCUCCCUCCGGUGCGAAAAAAGCGUGUAUCUGUCUAGCCUCUCAGAUAGGCCUUCUUCUAAACACAUGUGGGAAAAGGUAAACCUGGCAAGUGUCUGGUCAGGACAAAGACAGUUUUCUUGGGGUGAUCUUCCUAUGGACCCCACUAGCAAUAAUGACUUCUUUAUAGAUACCAUACCAUCAGCAGUAGCCUCAGAGACACUAAUCCGCGACCUUCAGUCAUCCGCUAGCAACAUUUCACCUAACUCCCAGAAUACUUUCGUGUUCAAGGAAAUUGACCUUAGUUAUUUGUGUCACGCUAUGAAAUCAUUCACUUCGACAGCUACGGCAUCGGAUGGCAUUAAUACUUCUUCAGUUUAUCUUUGUGUACCCUCAUGCCUUCCUGCAUUAUUAAAUAUCACGAAUACCUCGUUAAGGCAGGCAAAGUUUCCCUCGGCAUAG
This is a messenger RNA of Belonocnema kinseyi, 1575 nucleotides long. RefSeq lists its product as uncharacterized. Gene Ontology annotation, molecular function: catalytic activity. The record is from RefSeq and is a predicted model, not a curated record. Lineage: Eukaryota; Metazoa; Arthropoda; Insecta; Hymenoptera; Cynipidae. Bases 1 to 1575 code for a protein of 524 amino acids. The transcript has a single exon.